AUGCCAGGUGAGCCCAAGAAGAGACUGGGGGGACCCACUCGACGCGAAAACGUUCCCCCGCAACGGAGUUGCGGCAGCAGGCGCGCGGCGUGCAGAGCUGUCGUCUGCAUCUGUGAUUUCCUGCCACUCCCCACGGCAUCGAGGGGGGCGCGUGAACAGCAGCAGAGGCUGCGGCAGCAAGCAGAUGCAUCCAUUGGGCGGAAGGUUACUGCAUCUCACCGUGACAGUGAGAAGCGCAGCGUACGGCUCCUUCCACGUGCUGUACGUACAUUAGGGCCGUGGGGGAGGCGCAUGAGAAGAAACGGUGGGGCCUCUCAUGCUCAGAGCGGUUACCUGAAGGGAACACGAAGAGACCCCAGUGCCCCGUUCAAUCAUCGUGCGCGCUUCUCUAAACUGAAACGGAGAAUCAUUGAGGAACGAAAGACGGUCUUCAAGGCCCUUGCGGAAGGUGCGCUGUACAGCAACCCAAGCGAAGGUCUCACUGGUGACUCUGGCGGUGCGCCAAGCAAAUCUCCCGCUGGAGAUGGCGUUAAUCCGCAGUGCGAGUUGCUGCGGCAUAUGCAAUCUCUUGUUGCGGAGCUGGAGGCGGCGCACGGCGAACUGCAUCGCGCAAUGCGGUCGAAGGAGUACGCGAAGGCAGGGCGCUGCAUUGGAAAGAUACGACACCUCAAGAAGCGUUUGAAUUAUACCGCGUUGAAGUGGCGUAUGGAGGCGUUGGUGGGGGAAGCCACAGAUGAAACAACUGCAGUGGCUACAGCUUCCUCUGGGGCACUCGGUGAAGCACACAGCAACGACGCUGACAGCUCCUCUGCAGUGACAAGCGAGCCAAACUACGUGAACUUUUACCCUUCGCUUGCGUCGAUGGGUGUUGGGGCCCACCCUCACACGGAGCUGAUUGAUCAGCGCAGCAGCAGAUACCCGCGGCGCAUCAGUGGCGAUGCGCUGCUCCAUUUGGGCGACGCAACGGAACAAGCGGCCUGCAGACUUCCACCCGUGUCAUCUGGCACAAAGUACGUGGGCCCAUACUGCAGAAACAUCAUUACUGAUGAGCUGGAUGACCUUGUCUUUACGAUCCUGCAACAGCAGUACCAGCUGCAGAGGCGCAUGAAGAAGGAGAAGCCACUUCAAUUCAAGGGGAGACGCUUUUACUCCACUGGGCUUCGCGAGACACUCAAGGGGCUGCGCGCCGCCGCCACGCGCAUUCCCGUAGUGCUGCUUGCCUCCGACAUUGAAUUCAACACUGCUGCUCAUGUGCAGCACGGUCACAACGACGAGGCACCACCCGCUCCAUGCAAGGGCGGCGCACCCAGCGCGAAGAAAAUGACUGUGUCAGAGUUAGGUGUGAGUGGGACGCUGGAGGAAAUUCGGUCCCAUUGUGCUGUAAACGGCAUUCCGCUGAUUACAUGUAUGAAUCGCCGUCGACUGGCAUAUGCCCUGUUUGCAAAGGGCUGCAGUGUUUCUGCGGUGUUGCUGCACUCAGCUGAAGGUGUGCACGAGGAAGUGAAAGUACUGCGUCGCUACGCGCAGCACCUCUCUGAGGCGUACACCACGCUUGUAGCUUCCAGGCUAAACACACCUCAGCUGCUCUGA
Messenger RNA from Trypanosoma grayi, 1590 nucleotides. RefSeq lists its product as hypothetical. The record is from RefSeq and is a predicted model, not a curated record. Gene Ontology annotation, cellular component: ribonucleoprotein complex. NCBI's taxonomy places the organism in Eukaryota, Euglenozoa, Kinetoplastea, Trypanosomatida, Trypanosomatidae. The transcript has a single exon. Gene Ontology annotation, biological process: selenocysteine incorporation. The coding region runs from base 1 to 1590 and encodes 529 amino acids. Gene Ontology annotation, molecular function: ribonucleoprotein complex binding; selenocysteine insertion sequence binding; mRNA 3'-UTR binding.